This is a messenger RNA of Elaeis guineensis (African oil palm), 2418 nucleotides long. RefSeq names its product granule-bound starch synthase 1b, chloroplastic/amyloplastic. NCBI's taxonomy places the organism in Eukaryota, Viridiplantae, Streptophyta, Magnoliopsida, Arecales, Arecaceae. Gene Ontology annotation, molecular function: alpha-1,4-glucan glucosyltransferase (UDP-glucose donor) activity. The record is from RefSeq and is a predicted model, not a curated record.
CUUCAGAUGCUGCUGUCCACCACAUCCUCGCCCCUCAACACGGUGAACCCCUCAUGAGGCGGGGAGCAACCUGCCACUAGCUUCACGCCACAUGUCACCUCACGACGUCUCGAAGCGCCCGCGGGCUUCAACCAGCAACGCCACCUCCCACACCUUUGUCUUCCCUUAUUCUUUACACUAACACCAGCCAACUCCAGAACCAAUUUUUUUUUUUUUUUUGAGAGAGAGAGAGAAACUCCAAUUCCAAUAAUUACAAGAUGGCAUCUUCCAUGGCUGCUGCGAUGGCUUCACAAUUCAUCUCCAAUAUCUCCCAUAACAACAACGGUGGAGCUUUCAGUUCAUUUGCAACAAUGUUAUCAAGCAGGGGAAUUGCUUCUUUGAAUAACCAAACAUCAGUUUACAAUGGCUUGAGAUCCCUGAAUAAGAUGGAUUCACUUGGAUUGCCAACCAAAACACGAAUAACACUGACGCAAGCUAAGAGGAGGGGAUUCUGUCACAAGAAUUGUAGACCUUGGGGGGUCAUCAUUUGUGGAAUUGGCAUGAACUUGGUCUUUGUUGGGACAGAAGUGGCUCCAUGGAGCAAAACUGGGGGGCUUGGGGAUGUUCUUGGAGGACUUCCACCAGCUAUGGCGGCUAAUGGACACCGAGUCAUGACAAUAUCCCCACGCUAUGAUCAAUACAAGGAUGCAUGGGAUACAAAUGUUCUGGUUGAGUUAAAAGUUGGGGAUGGAGUCGAAACUGUUCGCUUGUUCCACUGCUACAAAAGGGGAGUAGAUCGUGUUUUUGUGGAUCACCCUUUAUUUCUCGAGAAGGUUUGGGGAAAAAGUGGAGGGAAACUAUAUGGUCCUAAUGCUGGAACAGAUUAUGAAGACAACCAGCUGCGCUUCUGUCUUUUGUGCUUGGCGGCUUUGGAAGCUCCAAGAGUUUUGAAUCUCAAUAACAGCAAAUAUUUCUCUGGAUUAUAUGGGGAAGAUGUUGUAUUUAUUGCUAAUGACUGGCACACUGCUCUUCUUCCUUGUUACUUGAAGAGUGUCUAUAGACCAAAUGGCAUUUAUAUGACUGCCAAGGUGGCUUUCUGCAUCCACAAUAUCGCUUACCAGGGCCGAUUCGCCUUUGCAGAUUUUGAACUUCUCAAUCUCCCGAAUCAUUUCAUGUCUUCUUUCGAUUUUAUUGAUGGUUAUGAUAAACCUGUGAAAGGAAGAAAAAUCAAUUGGAUGAAGGCAGGAAUAUUAGAAUCAGACUGCAUCUUAACUGUGAGCCCAUAUUAUGCUACAGAGCUUCUUUCAGGUCCAGAAAAAGGUGUUGAAUUGGAUAACAUUCUUCGCAAGACUGGCAUCAUCGGGAUUGUGAAUGGGAUGGAUGUUCAAGAAUGGAAUCCAGCAACAGAUAAAUAUAUCAAUGUCAAUUAUGAUGCAACAACUGUGAGGGAGGCAAAAGCUCUUAAUAAAGAAAUGUUGCAAGCAGAAGUAGGGUUGCCUGUGGAUCGAAACAUCCCUGUUAUAGCUUUCAUCGGUAGACUAGAAGAGCAGAAAGGCUCAGAUAUUCUAGUAGCAGCUAUUCCUCACUUCAUUGAUGAGAAUGUUCAGAUAAUUGUUCUUGGAACGGGCAAGAAGAAAAUGGAGCACCAGCUUGAGCAGUUAGAAGUAAAGUAUCCAAACAAGGCUCGAGGAAUUGCAAAGUUUAAUGUUCCCUUGGCACAUAUGAUGCUAGCUGGAGCUGAUUUUAUCAUUAUUCCUAGUAGAUUUGAACCUUGCGGUCUUAUCCAAAUGCAAGGCAUGCAAGAUGGAACGCUGCCUCUUUGUGCCUCCACUGGUGGACUCGUCGAUACCGUCAAAGAAGGUGUAACUGGAUUUCAUAUGGGAGCAUUUAGUAUCAACUGCGAUGCUGUUGAUACAGUGGAUGUAACAGCAGUUGCAUCCACUGUCAAAAGGGCCCUUAAGGUCUAUGACACUCCUGCAUUCCAUGAGAUGGUUCAGAACUGCAUGGCUCAAGAUCUUUCCUGGAAGGGACCUGCGAAAAAAUGGGAGGAAGUGCUCUUGAGCCUGGAGGUGGCUGGAAGUGAACCUGGUAUAGAUGGGGAGGAGAUUGCACCACUUGCCAAGGAAAAUGUGGCCACUCCCUGAAAGGUUUAGCUGUAUAACUUUGUCAGUGUUGUUCCAAACUACCACCAUUUGGAUCUGAUAUUCUUGUGGAUCUUUUCCAAGUUGUUCAUGAAUGCUGUCCAUACAUAUGGUGAGACAAUGCACUGAACAUAAAGAGACACUACAUGCUGGUCUUAGUUGAUAGGAGUGGGAAAAGCAUAACUGAUUGCACAAGGCCAACCUCUUCUUGUAUAUCGUUGUGUUGAAGACUUGUAUUAUUUCACUUGUAAUGCCAAAACGAAUAAAUAAAGUCCCAUAUGUGAAGUUUAUUCAUUAA